AUCCAGUCCUCCUGAAGUGGCUACAGAUCUUGUGCUGCCUGUCAUCUUGCUCCAGAGCACUCACCAGCAGAGAUGUCCUGCCAGCAAAGCCAACAGCAGUGCCAGCCCCCUCCCAAGUGCACCCCCAAGUGCCCUCCCAAAUGCCAGACCCCAAAAUGCCCUCCAAAGUGCCCCCCAAAAUGUCCUCCCAAGUGCCCCCCUGUGUCUUCCUGCUGUAGCCUGGGUUCUGGGGGUUGCUGUGGCUCCAGCUCUGGGGGCUGCUGCAGCUCUGGUGGCUGCUGCAGUUCUGGGGGUGGAGGCUGCUGUCUGAGCCACCACAGACCCCGCAGAUCNCUNCGUCGCCAUCGCCACAGCUCUGGAUGCUGUAGCAGUGGUGGCAGCAGUGGCUGCUGUGGCAGCAGUGGUGGUAGCAGUGGCUGCUGUGGCAGCAGUGGUGGCAGCAGUGGCUGCUGUGGCAGUAGCCAGCAGUCUGGGGGCUGCUGCUGAUCAGGGCCCUUGUACUUCAGACAAGCUGUGGAGAAGUGUUCCUGCCUGCCAUUCCUUUCUGUUGUGCUUUGUAUUAUGGACUCUUGGUCAUCCUCUGCAAAGUUGUGACUUUCCCCUAAAAUGACAAAAUUGCAAUAAUAAAAUCUCCCCUUGCAAA
Molecule: messenger RNA, 643 nt
Organism: Mus caroli (Ryukyu mouse)
Lineage: Eukaryota; Metazoa; Chordata; Mammalia; Rodentia; Muridae
Source: RefSeq, a predicted model, not a curated record